Messenger RNA from Prinia subflava (tawny-flanked prinia), 3201 nucleotides. It is a transcript of the gene CBLN1, whose product is annotated as cerebellin 1 precursor. Gene Ontology annotation, cellular component: glutamatergic synapse; synaptic cleft. Lineage: Eukaryota; Metazoa; Chordata; Aves; Passeriformes; Cisticolidae. Gene Ontology annotation, molecular function: protein binding. The transcript has 3 exons. The coding region runs from base 1004 to 2434 and encodes 476 amino acids. Gene Ontology annotation, biological process: maintenance of synapse structure. The record is from RefSeq and is a predicted model, not a curated record.
UCUGAUUUCAGACUCACUUAAGACUGUCAGCAGCAAUAACACAUUGUAAAUCUUAAGCUCAUGUCUCGAAGUAAAACAUAACACACCUUCUAACACGCUGUGGCUCCACCCACUCACUUUCUAUUUCUCGGGAGAAUUUUUGUUUCUAUUUUGUUAUCUCCACGGCUCCAUUCUGACCACUGUUCUUCCCCUAUCAUCGUUGUGCCACCACCCUGAUUUGCAGACCGCGUCUCCGCUGCCCAUCUGAGGUGCGGGGUGUUCGGACCCUCCCCGGGACGCUGCUGCUGCCAUUGGCUCCCGCUGCAUCCGUCCCCUCUCAGCCAGCCAGUCCCAACCCGCGGGCAGAGCCGGCACUUCACAGCCUGCCUGAACAACUUCACAGACACGCGUUUAACUUAGCGGGGCAGUCAGAGCAAUAAAGUUUUAUUUACGGCGGUUUUCGGGGAGAGAGCACUUUCCCAGGUAAAAAAAAUCUCACGGAUCACACAAUUAGAACAGCACAAUAAAAUAAAGUAAAGCCUUUACCAAAAUUCAUAAUGAUUUGCACUGGAGCCCAGUUUUGGAGGACAGUUUCCCAGAGAAGAUGCUACAAACUCCAUAAAAGUUUUUAUCUCUGAAGUUUAACUUUGUAAACAGAUCUGCCAGUUAGAAAAUAAUUCUGUUCCGGUCGUCUGUUUCUCAUCUCUUCAUUUACAAUCCCGGAUGAAGAUUUUUUUGACAGCACAUCCAGAAAGAACAUAGGUCAGGCGUCCGCCGAGACGAAACAAUCUUUGCACGUUCGGAAACAAGGACGACCCUAACCCCGCGCUCCGGGCGGGUCCCGCGGCGGGGCAGGGCACGGAGAGGGACGGUCCCUGUCAGCGGGGCUCUGCCGCCCAGGAAAGGCUCCGGACGCUCUCGGAGUGUCUUGCUCAGGACGCCUUGCGGUUUAGUUCCUCGCCGGGAUGCGAACGAGGCGGCUGAAGAAGACAGCGGAGCCUGGACCCUUCUGAAAGGGGGACCCAUGGCGUCCCAUCGCUCGGUGCGAUCUCCGGCGGGAGAGGCGCGGGGUUCACGGCCGCUUGGAGACGGCGGCCGGCCUUUGCCCCGACAGCAGCCGGCUUCCUUCCAGCCCGCCUCGCCCAGCUGCACCGCGGAAAGCCCCACGGGCCCUCAGCCCGGCUUUGCACGACGCCCCGGUCCGAGCUGCUCCGCGGGAGCUCUGGAGCCCCGCCCUGCCUCAGCCCCGCGCGGCGCUCCUACCUACGGGGUGCGGUGCGGUGAUGCGCGGUACCGCGCGGUGCGGUGCGGUGAUGCGCGGUACCGCGCGGUGCGGUGCGGUGCGGUGCGGUGCGGUGAUGCGCGGUACCGCGCGGUGCGGUGCGGGCGGCUGCCGGACCCCUGCUCCCGCGCCCGCGCCCGCGCCGCCCCACAAAAGCGGCGGCGGCGGGCGGCGGCACGCGGACUGCGCGGCCAUUGGCGGCGGCGGCGCGCGGCGGGCGCCGGUUGGGCCGGGCGCGGCGGAGGCGGGCGCGGGGCGCUGACGCCAGCGCGGGGCCGGUGGGGAGGCGGGGCCGCGCCCCGCGCCGUCUUUGUGCUCGCCGGCAGCCCCGGCAGCGCCGCCGCUUCCCGCCGCCUCCCUCAGCCCCGCUCGGCGCGGCGGGCGGCUCCGCUCCGACCCGCUCGGCCCCGCUCCGCACCGCAGCGCUCCGCGCCGCGCUAUGUGUGCCGGCGCUCCCGUGCCUCCUCGCGGCCGCUUCCCACCCGGCGGGGCGCGCUCGGCCCCGCUCUGAGCGCGGCGGGGCAGGGCAGCGAGCGGAGCGGAGCCCGGACGGUGCCGCCCGGCGCGGAGCGAAGGGAGCGCGGCGCCAUGCGGGGCCCGGGGCUGGGGCUGGGGCUGGGGCUGCUGCUGGGCGCGGCGUGGUUGGCGUGCGGGCAGAACGAGACGGAGCCCAUCGUGCUGGAGGGCAAGUGCCUCGUGGUGUGCGACUCCAACCCCACCUCCGACCCCACCGGCACGGCGCUCGGCAUCUCCGUGCGCUCCGGCAGCGCCAAGGUCGCCUUCUCCGCCAUCCGUAGCACCAACCACGAGCCCUCCGAGAUGAGCAACCGCACCAUGAUCAUCUACUUCGACCAGGUACUAGUGAAUAUCGGCAGCAACUUCGACUCGGAGCGGAGCACUUUCAUCGCGCCCAGGAAAGGGAUUUACAGUUUCAAUUUUCACGUGGUGAAAGUGUACAACAGGCAAACCAUCCAGGUGAGUUUGAUGCUAAAUGGGUGGCCAGUGAUUUCUGCCUUUGCAGGGGACCAAGAUGUGACCCGAGAAGCUGCUAGCAAUGGAGUCCUGAUUCAGAUGGAGAAAGGAGACAGAGCUUAUCUAAAACUGGAGAGAGGAAACUUGAUGGGAGGCUGGAAGUAUUCAACAUUCUCUGGAUUUCUAGUGUUCCCGCUUUAAAUCACUUCUCAUCCAAGAAAAGGGAGAAAUCUCUUACAAAUUCCCAAGUCAGAGCUGGGUUUGAAGAGUCAUGGACAGCAGACUUUUUACAUUCAAAUAUUAAAGAAGCUUAAUCCUGCUUAGGUUUGUGUACACCUGCUUUGAAGAAUUACUACUUAUUUUUGUUGUGUUGCAGCCAACAGGCGGGAGACACUAUAAUUGAUCAAACCCCCAUUUAUAUUCUUCUCUCUCCUCCCACAAAAUUAGUUCCCAUCUCUGUGUCAUUGGUGUAAUCUGCCAUUGUUCCCCCAUGGCUUCUGCCUCACACAAGUAGACUUUAGAUAUUUUCAUUGUCCUUUACAGCAUAUUUUGUAGUUUUGUUUUUAAAACAUGUUAAUCUUGACUCUUUCUCUGAGUUUAACUUUUAAAAAGGAAAAAAAAGCAAAGUAUUUUUUUGAAUACAUGGAUGCCAUGAUGGAAGGGAAAAUGCAAUUCUUGCUGUGUACUGGCUGGCAAAAGGAAAAAUUUCUACGUGAAGAACUAUCCACAGCCAAGGCUGACUAGAGUAUUUCAAUAUUUCUAUGUAAUUCUGAGUGAUUGUGAAAUUUAAGGCUGCUAAAUGUUUUGAUGCUUGUUUUGCUCUUGUACAACGUGGCCCAACUAAACGCCAGGAACUAUAUUGAACUUUUACUAUUACUCUGUAAUAUAUGUGUGAAUAUGGAAAAUUAAUUUUUGCUUUAAUUCAAUAAAGUUUAAAUGGGACUUUUAUUUUUCUUAACCAGAAAUAA